This is a messenger RNA of Plasmopara halstedii, 1686 nucleotides long. RefSeq lists its product as hypothetical. NCBI's taxonomy places the organism in Eukaryota, Oomycota, Peronosporomycetes, Peronosporales, Peronosporaceae. The record is from RefSeq and is a predicted model, not a curated record. The transcript has 12 exons. The coding region runs from base 1 to 1686 and encodes 561 amino acids.
AUGGCUAUUCUUCAAAACAAGGAUCUGACGUGUAUUUUCCGUAAGAUAAACAAAACGUUUUCAUUCAAUCGCCUGUCUGGUUCUGAAUAUGCUACGCUAUCUUCUCGGCAUUCGCACGGAAUCAGGGGAUUCGUACUGAUCCGUAAGUUAAGCAAUCGUAAGGUGUUUUCUAUAUCGCCAAAGACUUUGAAUAAUAAUGACACGUCUGGCAAUUGUGAAGCCUGUAAUGCUAUUCGUGUACUGCAAUGUCCUUCGUGCAAGGGCGAGAUCAAAUACGGCAGACGUUUGAAUGUGAAUGGCAAGACUUAUCAUCCAGACUGUUUUUGCUGUACAGGAUGUAAACGUCCGUUGCCAAGUCGAUUUCAGAUUGUCAAUGGUGGUAAUUAUCAUCCAGAGUGUGCUCCAAAACCAAAGAUUAUUAAUAAGACAACAACUUUUACCAAAACAUCGAUCAAUGGCCACCCUGAGCAGAAUGAAAAUCAUAGUAGCAAUACGAAUGUCAAAUUAAAUCACAGUAUCAACUCCAAUGGAACAAAGCAUACUUCGGGUGGCUGGAACUGUUCUACCUGCACAUUCUACAACGCAAAUGGUUUGACACCCACUUGUGAAGUGUGCAAUUCUAUUCGUAUUAUGAUAUGUCCAGGGUGCAAGGGCGAGAUUAAGGUUGGACAACGUGUGAAUGUUGAUGGUAAAGUUUAUCAUCCAGACUGUUUUCGUUGCACUGCUUGCAAUGGUAACUUUACAACGAAUAAGUUUCAAGUCAAGGAUGGGGGACAUUAUCAUCAUGAAUGUUACAAGCAGCUCUUUCAUCCGCGAUGUAAUGUAUGCGAAGACUUUAUUGCUUACGAACCAGGCACACAAAAGAUCUCGUUUAAGGUCAUGCCUUUUGGAGGAGAAAAAUACUGUGCUAAACAUGACAAUUGUGACCGCUGCUGCAGUUGCCAGCGUGUUGAGCCGGUUGUUCCGGGACGAGAAUUUCACAGACUUAGUGACGGCCGUAAGAUAUGCUGCGAGUGCUGCAAUUACGUGGUUCUUGAUUCCAAUGAGGCUCGGGACGUGGUCAAAGAAGUGUGGGAAUUCAUGCACGAUCUUGGCAUUUCUCUUCCGGAGAUUCCAGUUUAUCUUGUCGAGUCUUCUGUUCUUAAGGAGCAAUGCAACGCUCACAAAAAGACAAAUGCUCUAGCAAAUGAUAAAACGCAUGUUGAAGGCCAUGUGACUCGUGGUUUGUGCCUUUCAGAGGUCUCUCAAAUCCAACACAUGGUUCGCUCUGGUAAAAAAGCUGUUCCUCACGUCGUCUCCAUUGAAAAGACCCGCUCGGUGAACGCCAUUUUAAUUCUGCACGGAUUGCCGUACGAUCUUACAGCAUCAAUCCUGGCACACGAAGCCACCCACGCCUUCAUCAAACUUAGUGACAACUUUCCAGACAAAAUUCCUCCCAAGGUCGAAGAAGGCAUUUGUCAACUGAUGAGUUAUCUGUUUUUAAAGUACAAACAAAUGAUGAAGAGCGACGAGUUGAAGAAGCGUACAUACGAAAGUCGAUUGCGAAAGUUUUACAUGCAUCAACUUAAACACGAUACGUCUCCGGUUUAUGGUGACGGUUUUCGUGAAGCGUACGAAGCAUACAGAAGAGUAAGCUCGCUCCAGCGAAUGUUUGACUCGAUUCGGCACAGUGCAACAUUUCCAUAA